UUUUUGUUUUACUGGGGAACACAGGAUAAGAUCCAGUAAAUCCUGUGGAAGAUGGCCUUCAGUGAUUUUACAUCGAGGACCGUGCGUCUUUAUGAUAAUUGGAUCAAAGAUGCUGAUCCAAGAGUUGAAGACUGGCUCUUCAUGUCCUCGCCUCUACCACACACCAUCAUCCUGGGACUCUAUGUCUAUUUUGUCACUUCUCUGGGACCAAAGCUCAUGGAGAAUCGAAAGCCCUUUGAACUCAAGAAAGUGAUGAUAACGUACAAUUUUCUCAUAGUACUCUUUUCUGUGUAUAUGUGUUAUGAGUUUGUGAUGUCUGGCUGGGGCACAGGUUAUUCAUUUCGAUGUGAAAUUGUUGACUAUUCACGAUCGCCUACAGCAUUGAGGAUGGUACGCACCUGCUGGCUUUAUUACGUCUCCAAAUUUUUUGAGCUAUUAGAUACUAUCUUUUUUGUUCUACGUAAGAAAAAUAGUCAAGUGACUUUCCUGCAUGUCUUCCAUCAUACCAUCAUGCCAUGGACCUGGUGGUUUGGAGUCAAAUUUGCUGCAGGUGGUUUGGGAACAUUCCAUGCCUUUCUGAAUACAGCUGUACAUGUAGUUAUGUAUUCCUACUAUGGACUGUGUGCACUGGGACCAGCCUACCAGAAAUAUCUGUGGUGGAAAAAGUAUUUGACAUCAUUACAGCUUGUCCAGUUCGUUAUUGUCACCAUCCACAUAGGCCAGUUCUUUUUCAUGGAGGAUUGCAACUACCAGUUUCCCGUCUUUCUAUACGUCAUUAUGAGUUAUGGGUGCAUCUUUCUGCUGCUCUUUCUCCAUUUUUGGUACCGUGCUUACACCAAAGGUCAGAGGCUACCCAAAACUGUGAAAAAUGGAAUCUGCAAAAACAAAGAUCACUGAAAUUCAAGCACAACAUAAGUCUAUGAAUUAGACUGAUAUCUUGUCUUCCUUGACAAUCGAGAUAUUUCCAUGUGCAGUGCAUUUUAUAUAUUUUUCAAAAUCAAGAUCUUGUAUUUUUAUGAUAAGUUAUUGGGGUUUCUGAUAUUUGAGAGCCCAAAGCUCCCAGAUAGUAAAGUCGUCUGAUAAUUAGAGCCUGAAGCAGCCAGUUUUUCAGAUGCUUUUAAACCUAAUCUAAAAGUUUUAUUUAAUACAUUUUUUUAGAAUGAAAGAAGGAUAUGAAACAGUACAGUAGUCUUCAAAGAAGUCCAGUGUAGAUGAAAAAUAUCAUUAGAUAUUUUGAGCAUGGACAAAUGUCCAUUCCAUACAAUAGAUUCCUUCUGCUAGGUCUGGAAACCUCUAACUGUGGACUCUGGCUUUGUUGCUUGUUGACUAUAUUCAGAAAACACCAUAUUUACUCUAGAGUUAAAUUCCCAUUCUAAAGAGCUAAUGUGGAUGAACGUUAAGUGAAGUUUUGAUCAGUUAUCAGUUAAAAUCACUAACAAUAAUUUGUGCUGGAUCUCUUGGGUAGCUGGCACCAGUUCUGCUUGUAAGACUUCUUCACAACACUUUUGUUGGGUAAACUUUAAAAGUAAUGAUCCUUUAGGUUAGUAUAUGGGUGCACUUGAAACUAAGGUUAAGUUAAUAUUUUGAAAACAAUGGAUUGUUCUGAUGGCUUAACAAACACGUUGCUAUUCCUGUUUUACAGUGAACUUUGUGUAUUUCUGUAAAGAGGUGAAUUUGUCAAUGGAAAAAGUAUUCCAUGGUUCAGUGGAAAAAAUCUGUUGUCGGUAGUAUUGUAAUGUCACUUUCUCGUCUUCUCAUGGUUUAAAGGAUUAUCUUGGUUAAAUAUAUAUUGAUUGGACGUAUAAAUGUUCAUAUCAUUAGCACACAUUAAAUGAUUUUUAGACCACUCAGUAUACGUUAUACACAGUUUCCAGAGAUGGAUGAGAGUGGCUUGUGAAGUAACUGGAGGCACGUGGUGGCACAGAGAUUAUCCAAGGGAGAUUUAGUUAUAGGGAUCUCUCUCAUAAAGAAAGAGAGUGUGAGAGACAACAUAAUAAUUAUUACAGAUUCACUGCUUGCAAAAAUAUCUUCCAGAAUUAUGAAUUGAUUAGCAGCCUGCAUAUCUUUUUUCAAACUUAUGAAGUAUAUAAUGAAAGAUGGACAUUCAUUUGUGUAGCUUUCAUUUCUUUAUAAUUGGCUAUUUUCUGAAAUUCUCUUCUCAUGUUUUCUUGUUGGAGAACCCAACUACUCAUCAGUAGAGUUUUGCCCAAGAAGCAGCAAUAUUGAUGUUCCUGAAUUUUUCCUCAUUGCUUUUUUUUCUUGUUAUAUUUAUUCUUGAUUUUGACGGACUCCUUAUACUUGUAUAACUUUAAGCAAUUAGUACCCCAGUUACUGUGUAACACACAGUGAUACUUAAUUGUACUAACUGUAAACUCCCAGUGUUAGGUGUCUCCCUCCUAAUCCAUUAGUCUCUACCAUGGCCUUUUCUCUUCACACUCACCAAAUUCAUAAGGUUAUUUGCCAUUAAGUGACCUUUAGUGAUUUCACUUGCUUACAGUGUGAGAAGAUAAGGGUUGAUAAAUGGGGAGAAUUUCAUUUUUUUAAAUAAAUAAUAAAGAACAUGAAAGCAAAGAUAAAAGAAAGAGAAGUUCUAAUUUUCUCUCUGAGAUCUCAGGGUUCCCUCAGUGUUUUCCUGUUUUGGCUCUUUGGAUCCAACCUGUAGUAAUACGGGGAGGUAUGGCGAAUGCUAUCACACAUACAAUUGCCAAAGACCCAGAGACUUUUUGGGCAAAAACCAAAAGGAAGCAAAAAUGAAAGAAGAUAAAACAGGAGAGUUUGAUUUCUUUUCUUGCAUACUUUCUGACCUAUGCUGAACAACCUCUUCUCAUAGUCUUUAAAAUGUUUGAGGUGCCUCUGAACUAGCAGCAACACGUGAUACAGCUGCAUUCUACUUUCUGUGACUAGAGGUGGAGAGCCAGAACGCUACAUGAAAAGAGAUCACAGCUGGUAGAAGUAACUCCCUACGAACAUCAGCAGAUCAGAAUGGGUAUCACUUGGUGUAGGACUGGAUAGGCAUUGUGUUGUUAAAGGAGUUUCUGCUGGGGAUUCAUCCACUUUUCAGGACCUCGUUGCUUUGAGCUUGCUUACCUAAGAAAUAAAAGCCCAGCUACAAAACCUGGUUUAUGACAUAAAGUUCUAUAAAUCCUUUGGAACUUACAUGUCUAUUAUAAGUAAAUAUAAAAAUAAAAUUUUAAGUAUCUAUGGGGCAUUUCCAAUUUACAGUCCUAAAUUGAGUAAAAUUUUUAACUGAGCAGACUGCAUUGUGCCAUAAAUUGUAAGAUUGUGAGGUUAUAUUUCUUCAAUUAUCCCUUUUUUCUGUUAAAUUUUUAAGACAGUGGGAAACUCUGUAGAUACUGUCAAAGUUUGGGUUUGGUUGUUGUGUGUUAUAAUAAAUUUGUGAUGUUACAUGUA
This is a messenger RNA of Vicugna pacos (alpaca), 3411 nucleotides long. The record is from RefSeq and is a predicted model, not a curated record. Lineage: Eukaryota; Metazoa; Chordata; Mammalia; Artiodactyla; Camelidae.